Odocoileus virginianus texanus is the source of this 1751-nucleotide messenger RNA. The record is from RefSeq and is a predicted model, not a curated record. NCBI's taxonomy places the organism in Eukaryota, Metazoa, Chordata, Mammalia, Artiodactyla, Cervidae.
GGAUUCUCUAGGCAAGAAUACUGGAGUGGGUUUCCAUUUCCUUCUCCUUUUAUGCGUAUAUAGAUGAUCAUAUCCUUUCUCUUCUCUUAUUCUGUUAACAUGAUGAAUUAUAUUGAUUAGUUCUCUAAUGCUCCUCUUAUAACUUCUAACCAAAUUUGUUAUUUAAGGAGGUAAAUUUGGAUUGUUUGUAUGUUUCGUUUUCAUUCUGGUUUCUAGUCUAUCUGUUUCUUACUCUCUUAUUAGCUCUUCUUACAAUAACUGGAAGACUCUCCAGGGGAAAAAUACUGUUUCUCUUAUCUCUGGGUCGCUUUUCAGCCAUGGCCAUCUCUCCUGGACAUGGACCUUUUGUGAGGGAUUUUGGCAAUAGGGGAGGUAAAGAUUUCCAAAAGAAAUGCCUAGCAAUUAUAUCUCCUGUUACACCUGCCAAGAUUUACUGCUGCAUCGUGAUUAUCUUUGUGCUUAUAGCUCUAAAUGUGGUCUUACUUACCAAUUGUGUGGCAGUGAGGAGCAGAAAGCCAGACUCACACAUUCUGUAUGUCCCCUGCCCAAAAGGAUGGAUUGGAUUUGGGUGUAAGUGUUUUUAUUUUUCUGAAGACUCAAAGAAUUGGACAUUCAGUCAGACAUUUUGUACUUCAUGUGAAGCUGUUCUUGCUCAGUUUGAAACCAAGGAGGAGCUGAACUUUCUGAAAAGUCACAAAGGCCCUUUUGACCAUUGGAUUGGCCUUAGCAGAGAAUCAUCACAUCAUGCUUGGAAAUGGACAGACAACUCUACAUAUAAUACGUCGUAAGUUUUUAGACUGCCUUCUGUUUUAUUUAUAUGUGGUUAUGGGUGAGAGAUGUAUUUAUGGGAAUGUAAAUUUAAUAUCAUGGAAAGUUUGCUGCACUGUGAGGUAUAAAAUAGAAAUCCUUUGUAUGCUCUUCUGUUUAUUAUCUGUGCCUUUUUUGAAAAUUUUACAUAUCACGUUUUUAGUUGAAAUCUUUAGCAUGAUGAUGACAUUGGACAUAGUUCUUCUGCUUUCACCCACUGACUUAAACUGUGCUGAAAUCCAUAUUUAGAAUGUAGAGAGAACAGCUGAGGUACUCUGGGAUCCUACAGUCUUGGAAAACCACUGAAGAAUUGGUAUCCACAGACCCUCAGUCCACUCUGCCAGCUGCUCUGCCAAUUCCUAAAAGGAAGAUAUCAGAGAACCAGUGGGAAUCCCUCCUGUUAUAAUUUAUCCCUGGAAGGAAUUUAGUAACACAUCUUGGGUUGUGAACACUUCAGUGGGAAUGUUUUAAAUGUAAACAUUACUUUGGAGCCUAUAGAAUAUAAGGGGCGGUCACUUCCCUCAAUCAAAGCUAAGCCUGUUUAAGAAUUUGCUAGUAAGCACAUACCUUUAUUUUCACCCAUGUAUGAGCCAGGUCAGGAGAACACUGAAAAUCAUGUUCCCUGAAAGCUAAUUAAAAUAAUCAGUAAAAGAUCAAAAAUAAGAAUAGAAAAGAGUUUUAUCUGAGCCAAGUUGAGGACUAGCCCAGAAGCCCACUUCCCAGAUGGACUCUGAGAAACUGUUUCAGAGAAACGGGGUUUCUGGCCCUGUUUUAUGUCUUGUCAGAAAAGAGAACAUUAAACAAGUCAGGGUUACAUUCCUACAGGGUUUUGCUUUAUAAAAAAAAAAAAAGGAUAGACCACCAAGUACACAGUGUAUCAACACAGUAUUUUCACCUGGGAAGGGAGUCUUACCAUCGAAGGAGGACCCGUGUUGGUAUCUCAA